Alternaria hordeiaustralica is the source of this 282-nucleotide messenger RNA. RefSeq lists its product as uncharacterized. The record is from RefSeq and is a predicted model, not a curated record. The transcript is spliced from 2 exons. NCBI's taxonomy places the organism in Eukaryota, Fungi, Ascomycota, Dothideomycetes, Pleosporales, Pleosporaceae. Bases 1 to 282 code for a protein of 93 amino acids.
AUGGUAACACCAGAAGUCAAGCAAGCACUAGACUCGCUCAACGCCUCUGGCCCACUCUCCUGCAUCAUUGUCGGCAUCGAGAGCCACAUCUGUGUCACUCAGACCACACUCGAUCUCCUCCGGGCCGGACACCAAGUCUAUGUCAUUGCUGAUGGCGUAAGCUCGUGUAAUAAAGAAGAGGUGCCGAUCGCUUUGGCAAGGCUACGCCAUGAAGGUGCCGUGGUGACCACUAGUGAGAGCUUCAUGUACGAAUACGUUGGGGACGCUAGUACACCCGAGUAA